AUGUGGUAUUAUAAUAGUAAAAUAUAUAUCUUUCUAAUUCUAGCUACUCAACUAGUGUCGUAUUGUUAUGCCCAAGAAUGCUCCAAUUUAAACCUUACCGUUCUUGAUAAGCAUGAUGGGUUUUCGGGUUUUUUUUGGCAAUACAUAUCUGAAGAUGAGUGGCCCACCACGCACGAUUAUCUCCUACGUUAUAUGACACAAGCUAAUGUGGAUGAAAUCGGCUAUGUAAACUCCGUUUCUGAUUUAAAUUUUCAGAUAGAGCCUCUCACUGAUGGUUCGUCAGAUACUGUUACCCUAUUCAAUAAUGAGAUAAACGCUUCUAAUUUCACUUUAUCUGUUACUGGUAAUUUUAUCCCAAAAAUUACUGGGGAUUAUACCUUUAGUAUAACUGCUGAUGAUGCAGCCAUGAUGAUGAUAGUAUCGGAUUUAAGCUUUUAUUGCUGUAAUGAUGUUACACUAUCCUCAGACGACCCAAUUAAAUCAAUGAUGGAUCUGAUGGAGAAGUACUACAAUCUCAUCGAAUAUACAGGAUCAACAAACGACGCUGAUGAAAUAACUCUUUCUUUAACAGCAGAUCAGGUAGUACCACUUGGAGUGGUAGUUAUAAAUAGAUCAGAAGGUUCGAUGUUCAAUUUAACAAUUACUGAUCCAAAUGGCGAGUCAUUUUCAGACUUAAAUGGUUAUGUGUUUGAUAUAGAUGAAGAUAUUAGUUGUAAUAAGGAGACAGCUAUUACAGAGACAGCUAGUGUCGAAACUAAAACGACAUAUUCUUCUACUACGAUUACCACUUUGGCAAAUGUGUUGGGUCUACCUGAAUACCAAACAACGUACUACGUACAGGUUCCUUUUUCUGCUCUUUUAAGUAUCUCUUCAGCGAGAUCAUCUUCGGCGGUUAUUUCUAGUUCUACUAGCAAUUCUGAAUUUUCCUCCACUGUUGUUUCGAGUUCAACAGAAAGUUCUGGGUUGGAAACUAGUUCCAUGCAGAGCUUAACGUUAAGUUCUUAUUUAUCGUCAAGCGUUAUCUCAAGUUCAACAGAAAGUACUAGUAUUUCAUUCAAUUCCUUAUCGAGUUCUGGAAUUGCCUCAUUAGAACCUUCUUCUAGUACUAAGUCUAAUUCAAUAGUUAGUUCAACAAUUAAUUCAGAUAUUUCCUCAACUGCUAUAUCUGAUUCGGUAGUUAGCCUAGACAUUUCUUCUAGUAGCAUAACAUAUCUAGUGUCCAGUUCAGUUCAAUCAUCCGUAAAUUUAUUCAGUUCAACCAUAGAUUCAAGCAUUGUGUCCGCUUAUGCCCCAAGCUCAACAUUAAGUUCUGCGGUUUCUUCCAAUAUUGCGUCGACUUUAACUCAAAGCUCAAAUGUAACAUCAGAUUCCAUGUCAAGUUCGACGACUGGCACAGCAUAUUUUAAUUCUUCCAAAGUCAUUUCAUCAGUAUCGACAUUUUCUGAUGUUAUGACUGAAUCCUCAGCAAUUAUUCUAACAUCCAAAGGGGAAUCUUCUGGAAAUAGCAAGACCACUGUAACAAUCCCAUGUAGUUCUGGCCAUUGUCAAACAAUAUCUACACAAUCUACGAAAGUCAUCACAGAAGCUUCUAUCCUAACCUCGACAAUUACUAAACUAUGUUCCGUCACACAUUCGAAUUCUAUAGAAGUUGUAACUGCCACUUAUAUCACUAAGAUGACCACUGUUGCUACAUAUCUAAAUUGUCAAGGUGGUUGUUCGACCAGUGUACUAACAACUAUAUGGCCUGAGAGUUUGGAUGAUUCGGUGGUACCAGAAAUAACGGGGUCGGAAUGUACUUCAAGUAGCUCCUACGUAGUCAAGCUUAAUGAAAAUAGGGGUACGAAACCUAUAUUUGAUGUGUUUGCAAUUGCAAUCACUAUAAUAUCUGCAUUGACAUUUUUGUAG
Molecule: messenger RNA, 1905 nt
Organism: Maudiozyma saulgeensis
Lineage: Eukaryota; Fungi; Ascomycota; Saccharomycetes; Saccharomycetales; Saccharomycetaceae
Source: the annotation of a GenBank genome assembly